Messenger RNA from Aspergillus aculeatus ATCC 16872, 1347 nucleotides. Its product is annotated as putative toxin biosynthesis protein. The transcript is spliced from 4 exons. The coding region runs from base 1 to 1347 and encodes 448 amino acids. NCBI's taxonomy places the organism in Eukaryota, Fungi, Ascomycota, Eurotiomycetes, Eurotiales, Aspergillaceae. The record is from RefSeq and is a predicted model, not a curated record.
AUGUCCUCGUCACCAGCGACAUCCAGCCCCUUCCGGGUAGUCGAGCACACGGUCGAAUGCCAACAUAUACGAGAGUAUCCCGCGGCCACCGCCAACGAGCAAGAGGACAUUCUAAACCUUGCAGUAAAACAGUACAUCCCACUGGACAACCCCAACCCCCAGCCGGGAGACGUCACAAUCCUUGCCGCACAUGCCAAUGGCUUCCCCAAGGAACUGUACGAGCCCCUGUGGGAAGAGAUUUACGCACGCUCCAAAGCCAAUGGCUUUCGCAUCCGGAGCAUCUGGAUGGCAGAUGUAGCCCACCAGGGCCAGAGCAGUGUGCUCAACGAGGACCUUCUCGGAAAUGACCCGAGCUGGUUCGACCACCCCCGAGAUCUCCUGCACCUCCUCAACGUCAAGCGCAAGGAGAUGCUACGACCCAUCGUGGGUGUAGGCCAUAGCAUGGGCGGCGCACACCUAACCCAACUAUGUCUCAUGCACCCGCGCCUCAUCCACACCCUCAUCCUCCUAGACCCAGUCAUCCAGCGCGAAUCCACGCAACUCGACCACCUGGAAAUGGCGCACCACCACCGCGAGACGAUCGCCAAAACCACGCAACUCUCCACCUACCGGCGGGAGGUGUGGCCCUCGCGCGCAGCCGCCGCAGCGAGCUUCCAGCGCAGCCCCUUCUACCAAGCGUGGGACCCGCGCGUGCUGGCCCGGUGGAUCGAGCACGGUCUGCGCGACCUUCCCACCGCGAUCCACCCGUCGGACCCCCCAAAGGAUGAUGCCGACGACGACAAAACCCGCCCCGUCACCCUCAAAACCACCCUCCACCAAGAAGUCUUCACGUUCUCGCGGCCCAACUACGACGGACCGCCCGGCCGAGAAGUCCCCGUGGACCGGACGACGCACCCGGACCUGAACCCGGAGCAUUUGGGGUCGUGGCCGUUCUACCGCCCGGAGCCGUCGCGGGUGUUCGCGAUGCUGCCGCAUCUCCGGCCGAGUGUUUGUUACGUCUUCGCGGGGAAGUCGGAUAUGUGUUUGCCGGAGAUGAUGGCGGAUAAGCUGAGGGCGACGGGGACGGGGCUCGGCGGGAGUGGAGGGGUGGCGGCGGGCCGGGUGCGCGAUGUCUACCUGAAGGACUUUGGGCAUCUGCUGGCCCAGGAGGCGCCGGGGCAGUGCGCCGAGGCGGCGAGUGAGUGGCUCGGCGGCGAGCUGAAGCGGUGGCGGGCUGAGGAGGAGGCCUUCCGGGAGCGGUGGCAUAAGAAGUCGAAGAUUGAGAAGGUCACCAUCGAUGCUCGGUGGAAGGAGCAUGUUCCCAGGGCGGAGAGGCCCAAGAAGGCUGCUCCCGAGUCGAAGUUGUAA